This is a messenger RNA of Recurvomyces mirabilis, 192 nucleotides long. RefSeq lists its product as uncharacterized. The transcript has a single exon. The coding region runs from base 1 to 192 and encodes 63 amino acids. NCBI's taxonomy places the organism in Eukaryota, Fungi, Ascomycota, Dothideomycetes, Mycosphaerellales, Teratosphaeriaceae. The record is from RefSeq and is a predicted model, not a curated record.
AUGGCAGACGAGAGGGGGUUGAUACAGACGUUACAUGCGAGUCCUGCGGGUCUGCAUGUGUACGAGAAAUGCGGGUUUAGGGUUGUGGAGACGUCGGAGAUGGAUUUGAGGCUUUGGGGGGUGGAGGAGGUGGAGGUGAGGCGGUAUAUGACUCGGGAUGCGAAGGGGAAGGGGGAGGGUGAGGGAGUGUAA